Messenger RNA from Musa acuminata subsp. malaccensis (wild Malaysian banana), 1268 nucleotides. RefSeq lists its product as uncharacterized. Gene Ontology annotation, molecular function: zinc ion binding. Lineage: Eukaryota; Viridiplantae; Streptophyta; Magnoliopsida; Zingiberales; Musaceae. The record is from RefSeq and is a predicted model, not a curated record.
UAUAGAAUCGCCACUAACUCCCGGUCUUCGCCAAUCUGCUCGCUCUCUCCCUGUGGGGAAGGAGGUCAAGAAGAGAAGCGAACGAGAGAGAUUUCCUUGUUUCUGUCUCUACCUCUACACAAGAACGGUGGAGAUUCCAGCCAUUCCCAUGACGGAUCCCGCGUGCUCUUCCCCGCUCAUCGCGCCAGUCCCUGUCCCCGAUCCCAGCGAGAUCGACCUGGAAGCCGGCUCUAGCGAGCAAUUCCAGUGCCGGAUCUGCCUUGAAAGCGAUGCAAUGGAUUUCAUAGCGCCUUGCAAGUGCAAGGGGACUUCCAAGUACGUCCACCGUGACUGCUUGGACCACUGGCGGGCUGUGAAGGAAGGUUUUGCAUUUUCUCAUUGCACAACCUGCAAGGCUCCUUACUAUUUGAGGGUGCACGGUCCUGCAGACAGGAAAUGGAGAAUUUUGAAGUUCCGAUUCUUUGUAACCAGGGAUAUACUGUUUAUUUUUGCAGCUGUUCAACUUAUAAUUUCUUCAUUGGCAUAUCUGGUCUAUUUGGUUGAUCGCUCACAGAACUAUUGGUUGCGAAUGGCUUGCGGUUUUGACAGUGAAAUAAGUUUCUACUAUAUAUGUGGGGCGCUAUUAUUUUUUGCUCUUCUUGGGUUAUCUGGGUGCUUUAUAACUUGUUACGAUCAACAGUUGCACAAUGAUUUGGCUCAGCCGUGCCGAGAAUUUUGUCUUUGUUGCUGUCGACCAGGACCGCGUGCAGACUGUGAUCUCCCCGGUACCCUCUGCAUCUGGGCGGACUGUACCACUUGCUUUGAUAAUUGUGGAAGCACAGGCGGGGAAUGCGGGUGCUUAGGAGGAGAGACCGGCGAAGCGGGUCUACCAUUGAUGCUUAUUGUUGGACUACUUGUUCUUGGGCUCUUCACCGUCGUCGGCAUAUUUUACAGCGUGAUCGUGGCAACCAUGGUCGGGCAAAGGAUUUGGCAGCGUCACUAUCAUAUACUCGUUAAACGGAUGCUAACAGAAGAGUAUGUAGUGGAGGCCGUGGACAGCGAGGCCACAGAUUGGUGCCCACCACCCCUUCCCGCGGACCAUGUUCGACAGCUAAAGGCACUCGGACUCCUGUAGUAUAAUAACCUUUCAAGGCGUCCCGGCCCGGUCCAACCGUAGAUCGAGUUCAACUCGACCCGAACCCAAUCGCUGGCCAUCGCACAUAUAACGUGGCCAUCUCCCCCAACCGUUUUGCGCGAGGGUUUUGCGAUCACCCUCUCGGCCGCGGGAG